AUGGCAUCUGCUCUUCCAGCCUUCCCCCGGCUGGUGUUCACCAUCUUCGAGCCCAUCUCACUCGUCGGUGGCUUCUUGGGACCAGUGAUCAAUCCGGAUUGGUUUAUAUCCGAGCAGAUCGUUGGGAGCGCGGGCUCGGUCGUUCCGCCCAUUCCGGCGUCUGAUAAUGACCGUCUCGUGGCACUCCAGCUUGGCAACCUCUACCUACUCCUGGCCAUGAUCGGCCUUGCCGUGCUCAAUCUCACGAGCGAGAUCAAGGUUGUGCGCGGCUACCUCGUUGCUCUCUGGGUAGCCGACAUUGGCCACAUCUACGCCUGCUACCACUUCCUGGGUCUCGACCGAUUCCUGGACGUUACGCAUUGGAACGCCAUGACUUGGGGCAAUGUGGGAGUAACGGUGCGACCACCUGCCGACCCUCCAUGA
This is a messenger RNA of Colletotrichum graminicola M1.001, 423 nucleotides long. RefSeq lists its product as uncharacterized. The record is from RefSeq and is a predicted model, not a curated record. The transcript has 2 exons. Lineage: Eukaryota; Fungi; Ascomycota; Sordariomycetes; Glomerellales; Glomerellaceae. Bases 1 to 423 code for a protein of 140 amino acids.